GGCGACACCGGGCUUCGACUCCGGCCGCGCCGCCCUCCGCGGCCGCCCCCUGGGGAUCCGAGCGAGAGGCGGUGAGUGCGGGCUGCGCGGUCAUCCUUGCCGGAAGGAACCAUGAAUUGGCAUUUUGCCUUCCUCCUCUUGGCUGCCAUGACUUUGCCGUCCAUCUGCUUCCAGUUCAGUCCUCUGUCUCUCGAGGAACUAGGCUCCGACAUGGGGAUCCAGGUUUUCAGUCAGAUCAUCAAGUCUCGGCCUCAUGACAAUAUCGUUGUCUCCCCUCACGGGAUCGCAUCAGUCCUGGGGAUGCUUCAGCUGGGGGCAGAUGGCAGAACCAAGAAGCAACUCACAACGGUGAUGAGAUACGGCGUGAAUGGAGUUGGUAAAGUAUUAAAGAAGAUUAACAAGGCCAUUGUCUCCAAGAAGAAUAAAGACAUCGUGACAGUGGCUAAUGCCGUGUUUGUUAAGAAUGGCUUUAAGAUGGACGUGCCAUUUGUGACAAGGAACAAAGAUGUGUUUCAGUGUGAAGUCCGGAACGUGAACUUUGAGGAGCCAGCCUCUGCUUCUGAUUCCAUCAAUAUGUGGGUCAAAAAUGAAACCAGAGGUAUGAUUGACAGCCUGCUGUCCCCAGAUGUUAUUGAUGGAGUGCUCACCAGGCUGGUCCUUGUCAAUGCAGUGUAUUUUAAGGGUUUGUGGAAGUCACGGUUUCAACCUGAGAACACAAAGAAGCGUACCUUUGUGGCCUCUGAUGGGAAGUCCUAUCAAGUGCCGAUGCUGGCCCAGCUCUCUGUGUUCCGAUGUGGGUCGACAAGCACACCCAAUGACUUAUGGUACAACUUCAUUGAACUGCCCUACCACGGGGAAAGCAUCAGCAUGUUGAUUGCGUUGCCAACUGAGAGUUCCACCCCACUGUCGGCGAUCGUUCCUCACAUCAGCACUAAGACCAUUGAGAGCUGGAUGAGCAUCAUGGUGCCCAAGAGGGUGCAGGUGAUCCUGCCCAAGUUCACAGCCGAAGCACAAACAGAUUUGAAGGAGCCGCUGAAAGUUCUUGGCAUUACUGAAAUGUUUGAUUCAUCAAAGGCAAAUUUUGCAAAAAUAACAAAGUCAGAAAACCUGCACGUUUCUCACAUCUUGCAAAAAGCAAAAAUCGAAGUCAGUGAAGAUGGAACCAAAGCUUCAGCAGCAACAACUGCAAUUCUAAUUGCAAGGUCAUCGCCUCCCUGGUUUAUAGUAGACAGAGCUUUUCUAUUUUUCAUCCGACAUAACCCUACAGGUGCUAUCUUAUUCAUGGGGCAGAUAAACAAACCCUGAAGCGUAUACAAAAGAAACCAUGCAAAGACUACUUUGCCAUGAAGAAAAGUCUCCUUUCCUACAUCUUUCAUAGUUCUGUUAAAUAUUUUUGUACAUUGCUUUCUUUUUCAAAACUAGUUCUUAGGAACAGACUCAAGGAUGUAAGCAUUUCUGUUCUGGAAGGUAUUCGAGGGGAAAAAUUCCAGGAUGGCUGAAACACCGAACUGAGGAAUGAGUAGAAAGGCUUCAAAAUGGCUAAAAGUUUCUUUAAACUACUGAACUGUUACCUAGGUUAACAACCCUCUUGAGUAUUUGCUGUCUGUCCAGUUCAGGAUUUUCGUUUUGUUUUGUUUAUAUGUGUGGCUUUUCAGAAGAAAUCAGUGUGACAGAGAGAAAAAAAAAAGAAAGAAAGAAAAAAAGACGUUUUAUGGUAGCUUUUACUUUUCUAUGGAAAAAAUAUUAUUUGCCUUUUCAAUUCUUUUUUCCACCCCCAUCCAAAGUCUUGAUAGCAAGCAUUAUUUUGGGGGUCAAAAUAGCAGAAUCUCUAGGCUCUUUGUGUGUUUUUGUUGUUGUUUUAUAUGAUGCAUGUAUUCACUAAAAUAAAGUUUAAAAAACUAACGUCUUGCUAGACAAGGUUUGCUGUUGUGCAGUGUGCCUGUCACUACUGGUCUGUACUCUUUGGAUUUGCAUUUUUGUAUUUUGUACAAAGUAAAAAUAAAGUGUUAUGAGUAGUAAAGAUUAAAAAAAAAAAAAA
This is a messenger RNA of Carlito syrichta (Philippine tarsier), 2038 nucleotides long. It is a transcript of the gene SERPINE2, whose product is annotated as serpin family E member 2. Gene Ontology annotation, molecular function: serine-type endopeptidase inhibitor activity. NCBI's taxonomy places the organism in Eukaryota, Metazoa, Chordata, Mammalia, Primates, Tarsiidae. Gene Ontology annotation, biological process: negative regulation of plasminogen activation; negative regulation of endopeptidase activity. The transcript is spliced from 9 exons. The record is from RefSeq and is a predicted model, not a curated record. Bases 112 to 1305 code for a protein of 397 amino acids.